AACCGCAAGGUAGUCUUUAUAUCCAUUCGCUGUAUAGCUGUUCGGAUCGUUCCUCGGUGUAUAAUUUUAGAAAGUAUUACUAAAAGUGCCAAAAAAUAAUUUUGGUGUGAAAAAUGUUUGCUAUAGUUUGUGCUUUUGUGCUUAUAGCAGCAAACUACGCUGCCGCAGAAAUACCAUCUUAUAUUCACGUGUGCGGACGCAGAAACCCAAAUCUUGAUCAGUGCAUCCUUGAAAAUAUCGACAACAUAAAAUACAAGAUCUGCGAUGGAAUUCCAGAAUUGGACGUGCCGCCGAGCAAUCCAUUUGUUCUUGAUACACUAGCCAUUAUCGAGACACAUAAUUCCAAAAUAUAUAUGAAAAAUACGCAAAUGACGGGACUUUGCAAUUUUGACGUACAACACCUUCAUCUUGAAUUUGACAAACUUCAUUUCGAUGUUGAUCUCAAAUUCAGACGGCUCCAAUUGAAUUCCACAUACGAUUUCGACAUACGUUUACUGGUGCCUAUUGUUUACAAGGGACCGGUUUAUAUUACUACAGAUAAUGUAGAAGCAAAAGUAAACAUGGAUAUGAAAGUAGUAACCAAAGGUGGCAAAAGAUACGUGUACCUGUCAAAGAUGAAGAUAAAUCUCGACAUCAAAGGAUAUACGGCUGAAUAUGGAUUGGGAAAUAUGGAAUCGAGCCGUUUGAACGAAAUUAUUAGUAAUUUUAUAGGCAAUAAUCAAGAGGAGGUUAUUAGUGCCUUUAGACCGGCAAUAGAAGAAGCAGUUGUCAAACGAAUUCUUUCGCUUUCUAACAAUAUAGUUAAACACUUUACGUUUGAAGAGCUUUUCCCAGAUCGCGUAUGAAUCUUUUAAAUUUUUUUAUUGAAACAUAAUCAAUACGUUUACCUUGAAUUAAAGCUUCUCAAAGCGAAUUAUGCUCUAAUUCGAAACAUAGUUUACAACAUUCUGAAUUUAUAUUUUAAAUGCUCUGUAUAUUAUUUUGUACAUGCCUUGUACAGCACAAAAAAUAGUUUAAAAACG
Molecule: messenger RNA, 1022 nt
Organism: Solenopsis invicta (red fire ant)
Lineage: Eukaryota; Metazoa; Arthropoda; Insecta; Hymenoptera; Formicidae
Exons: 3
Coding region: 114-845 (243 amino acids)
Source: RefSeq, a predicted model, not a curated record